AUGAGCCACACUUUCUAUGACGGCACUAUUGUGGUGCUCCAACGCAUCCUCGACACACUUUCACAUAUACUCCACCAAGCCGAGAAAGCCCCCAAUGCCAGCACCCUCCCCGAGGCUCGUUUGCAUGAGGACAUGUAUCCAUUGACCGAUCAGAUCCGCCUUGUUGUUCAGUUUACAGAGAAUUUGACGGCCAAGGUGUCUGGCCGAGAGCCAACUACCUAUGAGGGUAGUCCGUUAACGUUCGCUGAAUUCCACGAGCGCAUCGAGACAGUGCGGAAGUCGCUUAACGAGGCCGACAAGAACUAUAUCAACGAGAAUUACGACAAGGCUGGGCCCACUAAGAUUGCGCCCACUGUCUCAAUUGAUGUUACCAGUGCUGUUUACGCUCAUCGCAUUGCAUUGCCGAACAUUUACUUCCACCUCACGACCGCCUAUGGAAUUUUGCGCAAGGAGGGGGUUCCUCUUGGAAAGGUUGACUACUUCACUGGGUUUUUCCCUCCCGGCGAGGCCAAGGGCUACUAG
Molecule: messenger RNA, 522 nt
Organism: Penicillium waksmanii
Lineage: Eukaryota; Fungi; Ascomycota; Eurotiomycetes; Eurotiales; Aspergillaceae
Product: DUF1993 domain-containing protein
Exons: 1
Coding region: 1-522 (173 amino acids)
Source: RefSeq, a predicted model, not a curated record